GUUGUGUGCAAGUCAGGAUAAAACUAGUGGAGAUUUCAUUGUUAAAACAUACAACCCUAUCCAUAAAUGUUUGACAUCAACUCAUAACUACCUGUGCAACUCAAAGUUUUUGGCCACCAAAUACAAAGAAAGAAUAACUCAACAGCCAAACAUCAGCAUUGUCUUGUUGCAGGACAUUAUUAGAAAGGAGUUGGAUAUUAAUGUUGGUAGGACAACAGUGAGAAGAGCUAGGACUAGAGUGUUACAAGAGAUCAUGGGUGAUCACAUUGUGGAGUAUGGUAGGAUUUUUGAUUAUAGAGAUGAAAUAUUAAGGAGUAAUCCAGGUAGUACUUGUGUAGUGAAGGUUGGAGAAGAUUCUGAAACUGGGCAGAAAUUUUUUGAAGGAUUUUAUGUUUGCUUCAAUGCUUUAAAGAAAGCAUUUUUUGGAGGUGCUAGAAGGUUGAUUGGUUUUGAUGGGUGUUUUCUCAAAGGUGUGUGUAAAGGCCAGUUGUUAGUGGCAGUUUGUAGAGAUGGAAACAACCAAAUGCUCCCUAUUGCUUGGGCAGUUGUUGAGGUUGAGAAUCAGUAUACCUGGACAUGGUUUCUUGAACUAGUGAAGAAUGAUCUUGAACUUGGAGAAGGGCAUCAACUAUCCAUCAUUAGUGAUAUGCAAAAGGGACUAGAAAUUGCUGUGGAUACUUUAUUGCCACUUGUUGAACAUAGAAAAUGUGCAAGACAUGUUCUUGCAAAUUGGUCAAAAAAUUGGAAAGGAGUUGAAAGAAGAAGAGUGUUUUGGAGGAUUGCUAAAUCCACAUUUGAAGCUGAGAUGAAGGACAAUAUAGAGACAAUGAGGAAAUUAGGACAAGAAGGUUUAGAUAAUCUUUUAUGGUACAAUUUGAAUACAUGGUGCAAGAAGUAUUUUGAAGAAUAUAGCAAAUGUGAUGUUGUGGACAACAAUAUGGCAGAAAGCUUUAAUGCUUGGAUAGUGUCUGCAAGGUAUAAAACCAUCAUUACAAUGCUUGAGGAGAUAAGGGUGAAGAUGAUGAAAAGAAUUGGUGAUUUGAGAGAGUUCUCAAACACUUGGAUCAUUGAUAUAUCUCCUAUGUCUUUGAAGAUUUUGCAAGAAAACAUUCAAAAGUCUAUGCAAUGUAACUUGACUUGGAAUGGAGAAAGAGGUUUUGAGAUUAAACACCAUGGGUUUACACACACUGUGGACAUUGUUAAUAGGAGGUGUAGUUGCAGAUCCUGGCAGCUUAGGGGAAUUCCUUGUCCUCAUGGUGUUGCUGCCCUUCAUUACAAAAACUUGGAACCAAUCCAUUAUGUGGCUAGCUGUUAUAGCAAGGAAACCUACCUCAGCACAUAUGCCCAUUUUAUUCAGCCAAUGAAUAACAUGAAAAUGUGGUCAACCUCAAAUAAUCCAAUUGUAAAGCCACCAAAGAUCAGAAAGUUGCCUGGAAGACCAGUUAAGGUUAGAAGAAAGGAAGCAGAUGAAAGCAGAAAAACUGGAAAGUUGAGCAAAAGAGGUGCUGUAAUGACUUGUAGCAAAUGUGGCACACAAGGACACAAUAAAGGAGGAUGUCCUACAAGAAACCAAGCUGAUCCAAGUCAAUCAACUGAACCAGUUUCUCAGGCAAGAAGUACUGGUCCAAGUCAGUCAUCUGAACCAUCUUCUCAUACACAGGCUACUGAAAGUGGUAGAGGAAAAGGCACAGGAAGAGCAACAAGAGGAAGAGCAACAAGAGGAAGAGCAAGUGGCAGAGGUGUUCCAGCUCAAUCACAUGAAAAUGUUACAAACACAGAGACUGUAAAUGGUAGAGGUAGAGGUAGAGGUACAGGUAGAGGAGCAGGAUCAGGAAGAGAAAUGGCUCAAGAAAGAAAUGUGAAUGAAGGACUAAGUAGAGGAAGAGGAAUGACUCAACAUAGUCAAACUAGUUCAGAAGCAAACUACAGUAGAGGAGGCCUAGGAAGAGGGAAGAGACCAGUAGAACAUGAAGACACUAGUGGAGGACAAACAAGACCUUUUAAAAGGCCAAGAAUGGUAGGUGUUGGCAUAUACCAAGCUAAAGAUGGAUUUACAACUCUCAAUCCUGGAUUGCCAAGUAGAAGAGUCAUCAAUACUGGUACAAAAGUUACAAAGAGGGCUGAUGUUGUCACUGGUGAUAUUGGCUACACACCAGUACGUGGAUUCAAAUGGAAGGGGAAGACAACUAUUACAAGUAGCAACCUGGAAAGAAUGAGGGCUGAAAAGGUUAUCCAAACUAGGUCUGUAGCUGCUGCUAAUGCUGCUAAUAGCCAAGGCCAAACAACUUCAAGUAGAAAAACUUCUGUGCCAUGGAAGUAGGGCAUUUUGAUGUUGUCUUGUUCAUUUUGACAAACAAAAUUUAACUAAGCAUAUAUUUGUGUUGUUUUUUAUUGGAAACAAACUCAAUUUUGGGUGUAACCAAACAAACUUGAAUGGUUGGAAUCAAACUCGAUUAUGAAGUCUUCUUUUU
Solanum pennellii is the source of this 2471-nucleotide messenger RNA. RefSeq lists its product as uncharacterized. The record is from RefSeq and is a predicted model, not a curated record. The transcript is spliced from 5 exons. Bases 254 to 2320 code for a protein of 688 amino acids. Gene Ontology annotation, molecular function: zinc ion binding. Lineage: Eukaryota; Viridiplantae; Streptophyta; Magnoliopsida; Solanales; Solanaceae.